Molecule: messenger RNA, 1886 nt
Organism: Eublepharis macularius
Lineage: Eukaryota; Metazoa; Chordata; Lepidosauria; Squamata; Eublepharidae
Gene: NOAZFP
Product: zinc finger protein 330
Exons: 10
Coding region: 118-1086 (322 amino acids)
Cellular component (GO): nucleus
Molecular function (GO): zinc ion binding
Source: RefSeq, a predicted model, not a curated record
CUCAGAGCUGUCGAGCAUGCUCAGUAGCAGCGAGGAGUGAGGGGGGGGCACGUCAAACCGGCUUCCGCACGCAUCUGCUUUGCUUGGCGUUGGAGCAGGAAGGCCAGAAUCCGAAGGAUGCCUAAAAAGAAGACAGGUGCUCGCAAGAAGGCUGAGAGUCGCAAAGAACGUGAAAAACAGAUAAGAGCUUCAAGAGGCAACAUUGAUUUGGCAAAACACCCCUGCAAUGCUUCAAUGGAAUGUGAUAAAUGUCAAAGGCGGCAGAAAAAUAGAGCAUUUUGCUACUUUUGUAGCUCAGUUCAAAAGUUACCCAUAUGUGCACAGUGUGGUAAAACGAAAUGUAUGAUGAAAUCUUCAGACUGUGUCAUAAAACAUGCCGGUGUGUACAGCACUGGUCUUGCAAUGGUGGGAGCUAUUUGCGAUUUCUGUGAAGCCUGGGUUUGCCAUGGUAGGAAGUGCCUCAGCACACAUGCUUGUAUCUGUCCUCUUGCGGAUGCAGAAUGCAUUGAGUGUGAGAGAGGAGUCUGGGACCACGGAGGUAGAAUAUUCAGCUGUUCCUUUUGCCAUAAUUUCCUCUGUGAAGAUGAUCAGUUUGAACAUCAGGCCAGCUGCCAGGUUCUGGAAGCCGAGACCUUUAAAUGUGUUUCCUGUAAUCGACUUGGGCAGCACUCAUGCCUCCGUUGUAAGGCUUGUUUCUGUGAUGAUCACGCCCGGAGCAAGGUAUUCAAGCAAGAGAAGGGGCGUGAGCCUCCCUGCCCGAAGUGUGGGCAUGAAACACAGCAGACCAAAGAUCUGAGCAUGUCGACACGCUCAGUCAGAUUUGGCCGGCAGGCAGGAGGUGAGGAUGCCGACAGGGCUUCUGGCUAUGAUGCCUAUUGGAAGAACCUCUCGUUGGGCAAAGAUGGAGAUGCUGCUGAUCACGAUGAGGAGUACGAUGAAUUUGAAGCAGAGGAGGAUGAGGAUGAGGAUGACCACGAUGAAGGAGGGAAGGAUUUGGAAUCAGAGGCCGCUGAUCUGUUCAGCAACUUGAAUUUAGGAAGAACCUACGCCAGUGGGUAUGCCCAUUAUGAGGAAUCUGCUGACUAAAACUGCAGUCAUAAGCACACUUAGCAGGAAGCAAGUCUCCUUGAAUAUGGUGGGACUUAACUUCUGGGUAGACACGCUUAGGAUUUGGCCCUAAAUCCAUGCUUAUGGUGGCACUAACAUUUGAGAGGAGCUGCGUGUGUAAUUAGUGAAUUGUUUAUAUGGUGAGCAAUGGAAUAUCUUUGCCAGGCUUUCAAGUAGCAAAGCUUACUGGGAAAGAAAGGAAAUGGCGAUUCUGCAGGAGAUCGUAAUGUGUUUGGACAUGAAAGGGAAAGAUUGGUGAGUAGAAUUGACUUGGGGUUGGGUUAGUUUAGGCAAUGUGAAGUAAGGACUGGACUUAAUGCUCUUUCCCUUUGCAGCAUGAGGUUGAGGUCAUUUUUGUUACUAUGCAUUCAUCAGAAUUGAAGUUAUUUUUCUUGAGUAAUUUUGAUGAUGCUUCUGUUAUGUUUCAUAAACUGUCAGUGUUGGUGGCAAUGGAUGUUGACUGUUUUAUGUCUCAAAAGCCAUCUCCUGCAAAAUCUAGAUUUCCCCCCCAUAAAUAUUGAUCCACCAUGAGCACUUGGGAAAAUGCUUGCUGCAAGCUAUUGUACUCAAAAUAUAAAUUGAAAUUAAAGUUAGUUUGACAUUUUGUGUAAGCAGGCUUAAUCAAUAUAUUCCCUUGCAAUGCAACUCUGGAGCAUUAUCUGAUUCUGCCUUUUUUAAUGCUAUACAUUAAUUUGUAGAGUUCACAACCACUUUCAGUGUGACCUCAAUAAACCUUUUGAUCUCAUAUUUAUCACAAUAAAAAUGUCACUGUGUCUUCA